This is a messenger RNA of Lacerta agilis (Sand lizard), 1323 nucleotides long. Its product is annotated as interleukin-13 receptor subunit alpha-1-like. The record is from RefSeq and is a predicted model, not a curated record. Gene Ontology annotation, biological process: cytokine-mediated signaling pathway. Gene Ontology annotation, cellular component: external side of plasma membrane; membrane. The transcript has a single exon. Bases 50 to 1210 code for a protein of 386 amino acids. Gene Ontology annotation, molecular function: cytokine receptor activity; protein binding. NCBI's taxonomy places the organism in Eukaryota, Metazoa, Chordata, Lepidosauria, Squamata, Lacertidae.
ACCGCAACCGACGCGUCCAUGAGCGGAGGCCCCGCCAGCAGCCCUUCCUAUGAAAGCCAGCCCUCGGUCGAGAUCAGGAGAUGAGAUGGGGCAGGGAAACUUCAUGGGGACACUGGUGCUGUUGCUUGUCACCUUCAUUGGGGCUGUCAGAGGAGGCACACUGGCUCUUCCUCGCCCAUCAAACGUGAGUUAUACCCUCAAUGAAACACGCUGCCAGUUGGAUGUGGUGUGGACUCCUGUAAGAAUGGAAGGUGCCUGCGAUGUAGAGUAUCGGAGUGCUAUAAGGACCGGUGGAGUUUGGGUCACAGUGCAUAUUCUUCGAAACCACUCCCGGACAGUGCAGGUACCUCUAGGUAAAGAAGUUGUUUUCGGAGUCAGAACGGAAUGUCAGCAAGAACAGAGCCAGAAAGGAGAGUGGCUUAAUAUCUCUCUUCCACAAAAAGGUGUUCCAGGUACGGGAGCGGUUAAUGUCAGCUGUGUUUGGUAUAUUGAGAGAUACCUGGAGUGCUCGUGGCUUCGUGGAGAGAAUGCAAGUCGUGACACAAACUACAGCUUGACUUUGUGGAUCCCAGGCCUCAGAAGAGAACAGCCAUGCACAAAUUACACAAAGCAAGGUGGUGCCUUUCGAUGUGCAUUUGACUUGAAAUAUACCUGGAUGGAAUUCAGCAUUUCAAUACGAGGCAAUUCCAAGGACAUUCAACCUGUGUGUAUCCUAAGCGAAAUGUCGGGAGAACGCGGAUUUCCAGUCAGACUGAAUGCUCCAUCGAUUGUAAACACCGCAAAGAACAGUGGAGGUGUUUUUUUAAACUGGACUAAACCAUCCCUAUGGAGCGGCAUGAUCUAUGAAGUUGAAAUUAAUAACUCUGAAUCAGAGAUACAGCAGACUCCCAAUACUAAUAUAUCAAUCAGUCUCAAGCCUAAGGCACGCCACACUUUUCGAGUGAGAGCAAAGUUCGACAUCUGGACCAGUGAUUGGAGCGAGGCGGAGGACUGGGAUCAGAGAGACCACACAUUAUGUAUCCCAUACAUUCUUGCUCCAUUAUGUGUGGCCGUCCUGACUGUCGUUUUUCUCAUUUACCGGAAACGGAUUAAAGAGACGAUUCUUCCUACAAUUCCUGAGCCUAGAAACCUUCUGGAACAAAUGCUUGACGGGGAAAGCAAAGACUAUUCGAAAGCAAAAUCUGUCCCAGAAGACCCCAGAUUAAGCUGAGUAAAUCCAUUUCAUGGUAUUCAUGCAGCCUUCUUAGGGGAGCCAACUUGAAUAAAAUAUUGUGGGAGCUCAGGUAAGCCCCACCCUGCACAAUCGAUCAUAAGACAUGGCGA